Messenger RNA from Lineus longissimus, 1394 nucleotides. Its product is annotated as E2F-associated phosphoprotein-like. Gene Ontology annotation, biological process: positive regulation of cell population proliferation. The coding region runs from base 102 to 971 and encodes 289 amino acids. The record is from RefSeq and is a predicted model, not a curated record. Lineage: Eukaryota; Metazoa; Nemertea; Pilidiophora; Heteronemertea; Lineidae. The transcript has 5 exons. Gene Ontology annotation, cellular component: nucleus.
UCCAACAUGUCUGCGCCCAUGGUUUUCUAAACAAAACACAUUUUUGUCGAUAAAAUCAAAAAUCUGGAAAUAAGUUUGGGAAAUCUUUCUGUAGAUUAAAGAUGAGUGUCUUCUGCGAACAGGGCGAUGGUUACAACCUGGAUUUUGACAGUGAUGAGGGAGUGUCAUGCAGCAGUGGAUCAGAGGACGAUUUGGAUGUUAUUUUGAAAGGCACACCUGAACAGAAGAGAAAGUUACAGCUGAAAUCAGAAGGCAAAAGUUCCACUGAAGAUGAAAGUGACUUUGAAAAGGAGAUGGAUAUGGAACUCAAUUGCACUGUCCAGGACCUUGAAUUGAGGAGGGGCUUCACAUCAGUGAAACCUGGAUCAUCAUCAUCUGGCAAAGAAUCGAAUACAUCAUCAAGUCAACCAAAGCCACCAACGUAUUAUGAGGAGGAUUAUUUUGAUUCUGAUGACAGUGAGGAUGAAAAUGACUCAAGGGCUCCAAAAGAGAAACGCCCAGUUGUUUCAAAUGAUGACCUUCUAUAUGAUCCUGAUCAGGAUGAUGAUAACCAGAGAUGGGUGGACCAAAUGAGACGGAAACACAGACCAAAGGCGGCCAAUAAGAAUAAAGUAAAACCUGCUCCUCAAAGUGAUGCUGUACUGAACUGUCCUGCAUGUAUGAUCACUCUUUGCAUUGACUGUCAGAGACACGCUUUGUACAAGAACCAAUACCGUGCAAUGUUUGUCAUGAACUGUAACGUCAACAACACCGAGGUGCUACGAUAUCCAAAAGGCAACCCCAAGAAAAAGAAUAAGAGUAAAAAGAGGAAACAUGAUGCUGAUCUGGAGGAGGAGGCUGCACCAGAUUGUGGGUUGAACGAAGGUGAAGCUUAUCACCCUGUAAAGUGUGGGGAAUGUACGACAGAAGUUGGUGUCAUGGACUCUGACGAGGUGUAUCAUUUCUUCAAUGUUUUGGCGAGCUAUGCUUGAGGACAUUCAAGUUUGGACUUGGCUUUAUCUGUGAUAUCAUGACAUUGUCUUCAAGGCUGUUGUACCAGUCACUAAGUCUACUUGGGAUUUUGAUGCGAUUCAUAAAACAAUCGCAUUUUACCUGCAACAAAUCUAAACUGGUUGCUCUGCUAAGACUGAAGACGUGCAGGCUGUGUGCUAGACUGUUGUACAGUCUUUGAUGAGUAGUCUGUACAUCUAGACUGUCUAUUGCCUCCAAUAACUAUUGGAAAACCAGCAGUAAUGUGACUCUCAGCUACUGCGCAGACAAAAACUCCAGCUCUGUAAUGUAAUUUUGAGAUGUAUUGCCCAUCAAUGGAGCUGUUUUUAGGAUAGCUGUUGACAUCCUAAUGUAGUUGUACAUGGAAUGCAAUAAAGAGCUUACACAAGAGCUUAUACAAUUAA